Molecule: messenger RNA, 955 nt
Organism: Carica papaya (papaya)
Lineage: Eukaryota; Viridiplantae; Streptophyta; Magnoliopsida; Brassicales; Caricaceae
Product: ubiquitin-conjugating enzyme E2-17 kDa
Source: RefSeq, a predicted model, not a curated record
GAGAAAAUUCUAGAAGUAGCCCUCGUUUCCUUCGUGUCUGUCUCUAUCUCUCUCUGGUCUAUAAUUGCCUUUGAAUCUCCUUCAUAGCUUCUUCUAUUUAGUUUCUUUUUUAUUUUCGUUGAAGCGUUCGUUUCUCUAUCAAUCUUAUCUGUUUCCUUUCGGUACUUAUUGGUUGAUUUAGCUCUUUCACUGUUGCUGUCGAGUCAUGGCAUCCAAACGCAUCUUGAAGGAGCUCAAGGACUUGCAGAAGGAUCCACCUACCUCUUGCAGCGCCGGUCCUGUCGCUGAAGACAUGUUCCAUUGGCAAGCAACUAUUAUGGGGCCUUCAGAUAGCCCUUAUGCUGGGGGUGUCUUUCUGGUUUCCAUUCAUUUUCCUCCCGACUACCCAUUUAAGCCUCCCAAGGUCGCAUUUAGGACUAAAGUUUUCCAUCCAAAUAUCAAUAGUAAUGGAAGCAUAUGUCUGGAUAUUCUUAAAGAACAAUGGAGCCCAGCGCUAACCAUCUCCAAGGUGCUUUUAUCUAUAUGCUCCCUGUUGACGGAUCCAAACCCAGAUGAUCCCCUUGUGCCAGAAAUUGCUCACAUGUACAAGACUGACCGAGCAAAGUAUGAGGCCACAGCACGCAGCUGGACCCAGAAGUAUGCCAUGGGUUGAUGAUUUUUAUCACCGGUGAACUUGAAAAGAGUUCAAGAUUGGUUGUAUUCUCCAUUAGGUGAAAAGAAAAGCAGUAUCCAGAAUGUUGCUUUUUUGGUUGUGUUUGAAUUGAGCACUCAUAAUUGGCAGGGAACUUCAAUCAUAAUUCUGUGAAUAGUUGUUUGAAGACAUUGGAGAGUGAGAGAAGAAGUGUAAUGUAAUGUUUUUAUAUUGUCAAGUGCACGCGCCGCUUGUCAAUUAACUAGAACUCUCUUAUUUAUUAUCUAAGGCUUUAAAAGAUUUAUUUUGAAACUAUUUAUAUUC